AUGGCGGCUAUUUUGCAGGGGCAUCAAGUGCAUCCCGAUGGGCGAACGUGGAAGACUCACUUUCCGAAGGGGGAUCUGUGGGUAUUUGGAUACGGAAGCUUGAUCUGGAAACCACCACCACACUACGACCAACGGGUCCCGGGAUACAUUAGUGGCUAUGUGCGGCGAUUCUGGCAGGUAUGUGGGAUCUUUGAAACCCGUUUCCCCCGGCGCCAACCAACUCUACCUCACAUGCUUCUUCCCCAAAUUGUACCAUAUACCGACCAUCGGGGCACGCCCGAGCAACCGGGGCGAGUCGUCACCGUAAUCGAGCGGGAGUUUUGGGAAACGUUGGAUGAUCCGUACAAUACACAGUAUCACGGCCAAGCUAACAAAGUACCCAUGCUCCCCGACGCAAAACAGCUAGCAAGCCUGGAAUCAGAGUCUGCAUCCACAGGCAAAGUCUGGGGUGCAGCGUAUCACAUCCCAGCCUCUCACGCCGAGGAAGUCCACGAUUACCUCGACGAGCGGGAAAUCGACGGCUACAGUGUACACUUUACCCCCUUCCACCCUACGUCGGGCCCGUCUGCGGACCCGCAGGAGAAUGCGGAUCAUGCCACGCCGAUUACUACUAUGGUGUAUAUCGGACGGCCGAGUAACCCGCAGUUCCUGCGCGAGCCUGAACGGCGUGCGCCGCAGGAUGUUGCGCAGGUAAUCAGCGCGGGACAUGGACAGAGUGGGAAGAAUACCGAGUAUUUGUAUUUGUUGGAGAAGGCGUUGGAGGGACUUGGACUUGGGACUGCGGAUGUGCAUGUUACUGAUCUGGUGAAGAGGGUUAGGGCUAUUGAAGAAGCUGGUUUGGCGGAGAGAGAGGAAAUGGAGGCUGAGAGGGAGGUGAAGGAGUACUUGGCGCGGUCGCCAGCGGAGCAUGUGCAUGGGGAUAAGAUUGAAUGA
This is a messenger RNA of Penicillium cataractarum, 933 nucleotides long. RefSeq names its product gamma-glutamylcyclotransferase. The transcript has 5 exons. Gene Ontology annotation, biological process: glutathione catabolic process. Gene Ontology annotation, molecular function: gamma-glutamylcyclotransferase activity; glutathione specific gamma-glutamylcyclotransferase activity. Bases 1 to 933 code for a protein of 310 amino acids. Gene Ontology annotation, cellular component: cytoplasm. NCBI's taxonomy places the organism in Eukaryota, Fungi, Ascomycota, Eurotiomycetes, Eurotiales, Aspergillaceae. The record is from RefSeq and is a predicted model, not a curated record.